AGCAGGCACGGAAACAGACAUGGAGGUAGGCACGGAGACAGACACAGAAACGGGCAUGGAGACGGACACAGAAAUGGGCAUGGAGACAGGUGCGGAGGCAGGCACAGAGACAGGUGCAGAGGCGGGGACAGAAGUACAAGAGGUACCUAUAGGGUCAGUAAUCUGGAAGGAGACAGACAUAGAAACAGGCACAGAGACAGGGGCAGAACAUGAUGACGGAGUCUGUGUGGACGAAGUGGUUUGUGAAUUAGGAAGAGGGGUAACGGAUGGAGACAAAACUAGGGGAGGUAGGAGUGGUGAAGACAGGGGUGGUAGAGUAGUCGGAAGGUGGGUAACAUACGGCGAUAAAACCAGGGGAAAUAAAGGCGGUGAAGACGGGGGGGUUGAAGUCAGGGGUGGCGAAGUGGCUGAAGCAGAGACAGGGGGGGGAGUUGUAGGUGAGACCCAAAGAGGGGACUUUGCAGGUGGUGAUGCAGGCAUGGCCACAGAUGCCAUGGAGGAACGCGCCGAGACCAAGGGCGACACAACAGAUGCGGUGGUCACGGAUGCCAUGGAGGAACACACGGAUACCAAGGGCGACACAACGGCUGCAGUGGCCACGGAUGCCAUGGAGGAACACACCGAGACCAAAGGCGAUACAGCAGUUGAGGGUCGAGUUGCUCCUGCGGAAUCAAUCGUAGAAGCAACAAAGGCCGAUGAGGAAGAGGCUGCAACCCGACAAGGGUCAGCCAGGGUCACAAACAUCAUGGAAGGGGUUACUAAGGCUGAUGAGGACGCAGGUGCAGCAGACGCAGGUGUUGAAGAAGAGGUUGUGAUAGGUGUGACAGGCGCCGAUAAUGAAGAAAGGGCUGUGACAGGCAGUUUGUUUGGACGAAGUGGUUUGUGGAUUAGGAAGAGGGGUAACGGAUGGAGACAAACCAGGGGAGGUAGGAGUGGUGAAGACAAGGGUGGUAGAGUUGUCGGAAGGUGGGUAACAAACGACGAUAAAACCAGGGGAAAUAUAGGUGGUGAAGACGGGGGAGAUGAAGUCAGGGGUGGUGAAGUGGCUGAAGUAGAGACAGGGGGGACAGUCGUAGAUGAGACCCGAAGAGGGGAUUCUGCAGGUGGUAAUGCAGGCAUGGCCACGGAUGCCAUGGAGAAACGCACCGAGACCAAGGGCGACAAAGCAACUGCGGUGGUCAUGGAUGCCAUGGAGGAACACACCGAGACCAAGGGCGACACAACAGCUGCGGUGGCACCGGAUGCCAUGGAGGAACACACCGAGACCAAGGGCGACACAGCAGUUGCGGGUGGAGUUGCUCCCGCGGAAUCAAUCGUAGAAGCAACCAAGGCUUAUGAGGAAGAGGCUGCGAACCGAAAAGGAGCAGCCGGGGUCACAAACGGCAUGGAAGGGGUUACUAAGACUGAUGAGGACAUGUUGAACUUAGUGACAAUGGCAAUUGGUUUAUCUCUAAGAUGUGUCAUUUGCUUUCUUCCUUUGUCUUUUCUUUGACCUUUCUCUUUCUCUUGCCUCUGUUAGGUCUGGUUUCCUCCUUUUCUUUACCUCGUUGCCUUUUGGCUGCGUGCAAGUGGGUC
Molecule: messenger RNA, 1575 nt
Organism: Chara braunii
Lineage: Eukaryota; Viridiplantae; Streptophyta; Charophyceae; Charales; Characeae
Source: the annotation of a GenBank genome assembly